AUGGCAGACGCACAACAGGCCAACAAAGCCCACCGCAAGGCCAAAACGGGUGGCAAAGCCGAAAAGACCAAAACCAAACACUCCAACGGUUUCAACCCCAAAGCUUUCAUCUCUGCCAACAUCAACGUUGCCCAAAAGCAAAUCCUCCGCAAUGCCGAAAAGGAUCAGAAACGAUACCACGUUCCUCUCGCAGAUCGAACACCCGAUGACGAACCCCCUCCCAUCAUCGUCGCUGUUGUCGGACCCGAAGGGGUUGGUAAGACUACCCUUAUCCGUUCUCUUGUCCGUCGGUAUACCAAGCAUACGCUCGCCGAGAUCAAAGGUCCGCUUACGGUUGUAACGGGAAAGAAACGAAGGGUGACGUUCCUAGAGUGCAACAACGAUAUUAACAGUAUGAUUGAUAUCGGUAAAGUGGCCGAUUUGGUUUUGUUAAUGAUCGAUGGAUCGUUUGGCUUUGAGAUGGAAACCAUGGAGUUUUUAAACGUUUUACAGUCGCAUGGCUUUCCCAAAGUGAUUGGCCUUUUGACGCAUUUGGAUUUGAUUAAGAAGGCAAAAACUCUCAAAGCCACCAAGAAGAGGUUGAAACAGAGGUUCUGGACUGAGAUUUACGAUGGUGCAAAGUUGUUCUACCUUUCAGGCAUUAUCAAUGGCAGGUAUCCGGAUACCGAGAUUCAGAACUUGUCCAGGUUUAUCGGCGUGAUCAAGUUCAGACCGUUGAUCUUCCGUAAUGCUCAUCCCUAUGUGCUGGCGGAUAGGAUGGAGGAUUUGACGCCCAGGGAAGAGAUUCGUGCCAACCCGAAAACAGAUCGUACGAUUACUGUAUACGGCUAUUUGCGUGGUACGCAUCUUCGUCCUUCUCAAAGAGUCCACAUCCCCGGUGCCGGAGAUCUUUCCAUCACUUCUGUGGAAAAACUCAACGAUCCAUGCCCGCUUCCAACGCAAGAUAGCGAGAAACGUCGCAAACUCUCCGACAAAGCUAAACUCAUCCACGCACCCAUGAGUGACGUCGGUGGUGUCAUGUUCGACAAGGAUGCAGUCUACAUCAACGUCCCAGGCAACUUUACACGCAAUGGCGAAAACGGCAACCCAGCGGGAGAGGGAGAAAAGAUGGUGAUGGAUCUGCAAGACGCUCAUACGACGCUAGACAACCUUGCUGCUCAAAGCGAGUUGCGACUCUUCGAUUCGGAUUCGACUGGGUUGCCUGAUGUCAAAACUGAUCAGGCCGAGGAUGCAGCUGCAGCUGAUGCAUUUCAGUAUGACACGCCAAGGAAGGGAAAGCGUGUAAGGAGGGCUGCCUUUGACGAUGUCUUGUUGGAUGACGACAUUGAGGAUGGUGAUGUAGAGGAGGAGGAGGAUGGUAGGGAUAGCGAUCGUGGCUUUCAUGAUGAAGAGGAUGAGGAUAAUGCUCGUCGCCGUGCGUUUACGCGUAAAGCCUCUGAAGCGGACGGAGAUGGUGGACCGGGCUCGAAGGAUAUUCCUUUCGCAGAUAGUGAUUCGGAUAUGGGUCUCGAUUCCGAUGAUAACCAAGACGACGAUGAGGAUGCUCAAUUUGCCUCUGGCUCCGAAGACCAAGAUGAGGUUGCACCAUGGAAACGCGACCUAGCCGCAAGAGCAGAAGCCACAGUCCGAGCCAACAAAAACCGUCGUCCCAUCGACCUGGCUCGUCUCAUUUACAACUCUGACAAGACUCCGGAACAGAUCGCUUCCGGUGACAUCUACAGCGACACCAACGACGAUGACGAUAUUCGGAAGAUGGCUGAAGAAGACGACGGCGAUUUCUUCUUCCGUCCUGCCGAUGGCAAGGCUUCUUCCUCCAAGACCAUCACCGAGGCAGAAGAGGAAUAUCAAGACGUCCCUGAUCAAGCACGACCUCUCCCCAAAGCUUCCGACUUGAGUCACUGGGCCGAGGAACGAAUCUUGGACUCGAUUCGAAAAUUCUUCAUCACCGGCGACGAGCCCGACAAUCUCGAAGAACGAAAGGACGGCAAGCGAGGUGAACCUUGCACUGAUCUCAACGAUGACCAAGAUUCUACCUCGGAUGCUGGUUCCAACGCCGCUCACGAUGACAACGGGGAUCAUGACGCAAAAGCCUCAGCCCUCGCCGCCAAGAAAGAAGCGCUAAAACGUCGCUUCGACGAACAAUACGACGACCCCGAUGCGGAUUCAAAACAAGAUUGGUACGAUGAACAAAAAGAUGCUCUCGCCGCGCAAGCCGCUCUUAACAAAGCCGAAUUCGAAUCUGUCGAUGAAGAAAUCCGACAUCAAGUCGUUGGUUAUCAACCUGGAGCCUAUGUUCGUAUUGAACUUUCCAAAGUUGCCUACGAGCUUGUUGAAAACUUUGAUCCCAACUAUCCUCUUCUGGUGGGAGGGUUGUUGGCUAGUGAGGAGAGUUUUGGAUUUAUUCAAGUUCGAAUUAAACGACAUCGUUGGCAUCAAAAGAUUCUCAAAACCAAUGAUCCUCUCAUCUUCUCAUUGGGGUGGAGAAGGUUUCAAUCGAUUCCAAUCUAUUCCUUGGAUGAUGGAACUAGGAAUAGGAUGUUGAAGUAUACACCGGAGCAUAUGCAUUGUUUGGCGACGUUUUAUGGACCUAUCUCGGCGCCAAACACUGGGUUUUGUGCGUUCAACACUCUUUCGACCUCUACUCCUUCUUUCCGGGUUUCGGCGACGGGGGUGGUGUUGGAUGUGGAUUCGGGCUCGCAAAAGAUUGUUAAGAAGCUCAAACUUACCGGAACCCCAAGCAAAAUUUACAAGAAUACGGCUUUCAUCAAGGAUAUGUUCUCCUCCGCAUUGGAGCUUGCAAAAUUCCAAGGGGCCCAUAUUAAAACGGUUUCGGGCAUUCGAGGUCAAGUUAAAAAGGCCUUGGCCAAACCGGAAGGACAUUUUAGGGCGACGUUUGAAGAUAAAAUUUUGAUGUCGGAUAUCGUGUUUUUAAGAGCGUGGUAUACCAUUCAACCUCGCAAGUUCUACAAUCCUGUCACUUCCCUUCUUCUUUCCGGCGAAAGGAGAACUUGGCAAGGAAUGCGACUCACAGGUGCAGUCAGAAAAGAACGACAACUUAAAGCUCCGAACCAUAUCAACUCAUCUUAUCGCGAUGUGCAACGUACUACAGAAAGAAAGUUCAAUCCGUUACGAGUUCCAAGGGCUUUACAAGCGGAAUUGCCAUUCAAGUCCAAACCCAAACAGAUGCAGGCAGCAAAAGGUACUUGCUACUUGGCAAAACGUGCGGUGGUGUUGGAAGGAGACGAAAAGAAAGCAUUGGCCCUGUUGCAACAGAUGAAGACGGUCCAGAGGGAGAAAGAGGAGAAGAGGAAAAAGAAGAACAAUGAAAACAAGAGCGAAAAGGCCAAACUCGCUGCAAAGGACGAAGAGAUCAGAGCGCAAAAGAGAAAGGCAGAGAUGAAGGAGAUCUACAGGAUUCAAGGCAUGAAGGCUCAGAGCGCUGCGAAGAGGCAGAAGACCAAGUAA
Ustilago hordei is the source of this 3465-nucleotide messenger RNA. Its product is annotated as putative BMS1 - GTP-binding protein, required for distinct steps of 40S ribosome biogenesis. Lineage: Eukaryota; Fungi; Basidiomycota; Ustilaginomycetes; Ustilaginales; Ustilaginaceae. Gene Ontology annotation, molecular function: GTPase activity; GTP binding; U3 snoRNA binding. The transcript has a single exon. Gene Ontology annotation, biological process: endonucleolytic cleavage of tricistronic rRNA transcript (SSU-rRNA, 5.8S rRNA, LSU-rRNA); ribosome biogenesis; maturation of SSU-rRNA from tricistronic rRNA transcript (SSU-rRNA, 5.8S rRNA, LSU-rRNA). Gene Ontology annotation, cellular component: nucleus; 90S preribosome. Bases 1 to 3465 code for a protein of 1154 amino acids. The record is from RefSeq and is a predicted model, not a curated record.